Molecule: messenger RNA, 2115 nt
Organism: Lichtheimia ornata
Lineage: Eukaryota; Fungi; Mucoromycota; Mucoromycetes; Mucorales; Lichtheimiaceae
Product: tryptophan synthase, beta subunit
Exons: 4
Coding region: 1-2115 (704 amino acids)
Biological process (GO): L-tryptophan biosynthetic process
Cellular component (GO): cytoplasm
Molecular function (GO): tryptophan synthase activity
Source: RefSeq, a predicted model, not a curated record
AUGUCAGCUGGUUUACGCAAAGCAUUUUCUACCGCCAAGGCUGAGAAUCGACCCGCCUUUGUCACUUUUAUCACUGCAGGAUACCCACAUCCCAACCUUACUGUGGAUAUUCUCCUCUCUCUUCAACGUGGUGGUGCCGAUGUCAUUGAACUUGGUAUUCCUUUCACUGAUCCAUUGGCCGAUGGUCCCACUAUUCAAUACUCCAACACGGUUUCACUCAAGUAUGGUACCGAUAUGACGAUGAGCUUGCAAAUGGUGCGUGAUGCACGCGCUCGUGGCCUUACCGUGCCUGUGGUAUUUAUGGGCUACUACAACCCCGUUUUGGCCUAUGGUGAAGAGAAGCUUGUCAAGGAUUGCAAGGAUGCUGGUGUCAAUGGAUACAUUAUGGUGGAUUUGCCACCUGAGGAAUCCCACAGCUUCCGCAACUUGUGUUUGAAACAUGGCAUGUCUUAUGUACCCCUGAUUGCCCCAUCCACCACCAACAGCCGUAUCCCACUUUUGACCGAGGUAUCGGAUGCAUUCAUUUACGUCGUAUCGCGUCUUGGCGUUACAGGUGCCACUAAGGAAGUAAACAAGGAAUUGCCAGAGAUGAUGGCUCGUAUCAAACAAUUCACCAAUGUGCCCUUGGCUGUUGGCUUUGGCGUGUCAACACGUGAGCAUUUUGAUCUUGUGGGUUCCCAUGGCGACGCUGUUGUUAUUGGAUCCCGUAUCAUCACCGUGAUUCGUGAAGCUGUGGAAGCUGGCAAGGAUGUUCCUCAAGUCGUGGAGCAAUACUGUUCAGAAGUAUGUGGUCGUAAGCCCGUGGAACUUGCUGCUGCAAGCACACAACCCCAGGCUGAUUUGGAAGUGACGGAUGCAGCUGGUCAAGGCGUCGUGGCUGUUGGCGAAGGCAAGAAACUCAAGAGCUUUUAUGAAUUGGCAACCUAUUUCGGUGACUUUGGUGGUGCUUUUGUACCUGAAGUCCUUGUUGAUUGCUUAACUCAACUCGAACGCGUGUUUAUCGAUUGCACCAACGAUCCUGCUUUCAAGGCUGAGUUUGAAUCAUACUAUGAUUAUAUUGCACGCCCAUCUCGUCUUCAACUUGCUGAUCGCAUGACUCAAGAAGCCGGUGGCGCUAACAUUUGGCUCAAGCGUGAAGACCUUAACCAUACCGGUUCUCACAAGAUCAAUAACGCCGUUGGUCAAAUCUUGCUUGCUAGACGUCUUGGCAAGAAGCGUAUCAUUGCUGAGACUGGUGCUGGUCAACAUGGUGUUGCUACGGCUACUGUGUGUGCCAAGUUUGGUAUGGAAUGUGUGGUCUAUAUGGGUGAAGAGGAUUGCCGUCGUCAAGGUUUGAAUGUCUUCCGUAUGCGCAUGUUGGGUGCCACCGUGGUUCCUGUUUCCAGUGGUUCACGUACUCUUAAGGAUGCUAUCAACGAAGCUAUGCGCGAUUGGGUCACCAACGUAUCGACUACUCAUUACCUUGUUGGCUCUGCCAUUGGUCCUCAUCCCUUCCCAAUGAUUGUGCGUCACUUCCAAUCCGUUAUUGGUAACGAAGCCAAGCUUCAACUCCAAGAAAAGCGUGGCAAGCUUCCUGAUGUUGUCAUGGCUUGUGUUGGUGGUGGAUCCAAUGCUAUUGGUAUGUUCCAUCCAUUUGUUGAGGAUAAGUCGGUGCGUAUCAUUGGUGUCGAAGCUGGUGGUAGCGGUAUCAACAGCGAUCGUCAUUCGGCUACUCUUAGCAAGGGCACUCCUGGUGUCCUUCACGGCACACGUACCUACUUGUUGCAAGAUGAAAAGGGUCAAAUCAUCGAAACCCACUCUGUUAGUGCUGGUCUUGAUUAUCCUGGUGUUGGCCCUGAGCAUUCUUAUCUUAAGGAUUCUGGUCGUGCUGAAUACCGCGUUGCUGAUGAUGCUCAAGCUCUUAUUGGUUUCCGAAAGCUCACUCAACUCGAAGGCAUCAUCCCAGCCCUUGAAUCAUCCCAUGCCUUGUAUCAUGCUCUUGAAGUCGCCAAGGAAUUACCAAAGGAUAAAGAUAUUGUUGUAUGUCUUUCUGGUAGAGGUGACAAGGAUAUGCACACCGUUGCAGAGGUUUUGCCUGAAUUAGGCCCCAAGAUUGGUUGGGACUUGCGUUUCUAA